Messenger RNA from Fopius arisanus, 2892 nucleotides. Its product is annotated as probable RNA-binding protein 46. NCBI's taxonomy places the organism in Eukaryota, Metazoa, Arthropoda, Insecta, Hymenoptera, Braconidae. The transcript is spliced from 4 exons. Gene Ontology annotation, cellular component: nucleus. Gene Ontology annotation, molecular function: mRNA binding. The coding region runs from base 456 to 1955 and encodes 499 amino acids. The record is from RefSeq and is a predicted model, not a curated record.
UUUAAAAUGUAUCUAAAAUGUUCUCUCUCAAUUUUUUUCCGAGAAAUCUAGAGGGCACCGGAGGCUGUGAUUGGCCAAAAGGGCUGGUGGCAAAUGGGGGGGUUUCUUGGAAUUUGAAAUCGGAGGGAUGUCUCGAAAUCGCGCUCAUUCCCACUUCAGUCGAAGCUCGCGAUUAUGGAGAAUCAGAUCGAAGUUGACUGUUUCGAGCAUAUUUUUAUCAUUCGAUUCUUUCCAUUUUUUUAACCACAACAUUUUUUAAACGGUCUCCAGCACUAAAAAUAUAUUUUUUUUAUCUCCUCGAGAAAUUGCAACUGCAUUAAAAUCGGUGGAAGUAAUCUCUUCGUAAUCAGUGAAGAUUCAUAUUGCUCGAGAAGAUAUAUCGAAAGCUGUGGAUAUUGAGUCGAGAUUUUAAUUUUAAAAACUUGAGUGUACGAAGGUUUGAGAUUGAAUAGAGGAUGAGUGAGGAAGUGAAGUUAGAUCUAGACGACGAGUGUCGGGUGACAGCUCGUUUGUUGAACCUGAUGAAGGAAACACAUUACGAGCUCAUUCAGGAAAAUGGACAGCGUCGUUUGACAGCUCCAGAACUCACCCCAGAAAUCAGAAGUUCAAUCAAGGGGGCAGAAGUUUUUGUUGGCCGUCUGCCAAGGGAUUGCUACGAGGACGAAAUAAUGCCGAUGCUAAGCCGAGCUGGGAGACUCCUGGAGCUUCGUCUGAUGCUGGAUUUUUCGGGGACGACCAGAGGCUACGCAUUUGCUCUUUUUGAAAAUUCUAGGGUUGCACGAAAAGCUUGCGAGAUGCUCGAUGGCCAGAUGAUUCGUCCUGGACACAAAAUCGGUGUCGUCAAGUCCAUCGACAAUUGUCGACUCUUUUUCGGUGGUGUCCCCAAGGAUAAAACCAAGGCCGAGUUUUCGGAGGAGUUGGGCAAGUUCCUGGAGGGGAUUUCUGAUAUUUAUUUAUACCCGAGUGCUCAGGAUCGCUCGCAGAACAGGGGGUUCAUCUUUGUGGAAUUCAAAGAUCAUCGUUCGGCUGCUAUGGCCAGACGUCAGUUGAUUCCUGGACGCGUUACUCUGUGGGAUCAUGAGGUUGCUGUCGACUGGGCUGAUCCUGAACCUGGAGAUCCCGUCGAUGAUGAUGUUAUGGAGACGGUUACUGCGCUCUUCGUUCGCAAUCUGCCGAUCGAGAUUGCCCAUCAUAAGAUUAGAGACGUUAUCCAGAAAACCACGGGAAUUCCAAUUCUUAAAUUCAAGAAGAUCAAUCACUUUGCUUUCAUCCACUACGAGACGCGUGAGUUGGCUCAGAAAGUUCUUGACAUUAUGUCUCAACCUGGAGGAAUAGCUGCACAGAACGAAUGGGAAAUUCGCUGGGCAAAGCCCAUCAGUUCAUCAAAGAGCCUUGAAAGACAGAGAUCGAUUCAUGAGGCAGUGCAAGCCUCCCUAAACCAGAAUCAGAACGUUAAGCUUCCAGCUUACGUCCCACCAAAGAGCAGCAACAAACGUAAUCGACGAAAAGCCAACAAGCAACAGGUGGAGGCUCUCCCUUACGAGAUCGGACACAUACCUCAGGAAGACCAAAACAGUCUUCCCGUUAUGAAGUUACCAGAGACAUUUCUUGGAGUACCUCCACCAGGAUUCGCAAUGCCAAACCAUAAUUUUAUGGAUUUCAAAAAACUCUUGGAGGAUUUCGUCAGCAAGAAUUUCAGAGCUCACUGCCAGUUUAGCUGCAUGCAAGUGUAUGCUCCCCCUGGAUAUGUCUGCACGAUUUCAAUUGUGCAUGAAGAGCACACACUCUGUGAGUUUCAAGGUAAUGUAAUGAUCACUGAGGCCUUGGCAAUGAAUAUAGCAGCUCGAAAAGCCUAUUAUCGACUCACUAAUGACUUUGGAGAGUCACAGGUCUAUCCAGUUCCGGUCAAUCCACCGACAGCUUUUAUAGCGGGUAGAGUUCAGUCUUGCCACUAGACAAUGAUUGUCUCCCGGCAAUUUCUUCAUUUUUACUGUUUAACUCUCUUUUCACUUUUACCCUAUCUGGUAAAGUCUUUUUUUAUUUUUUGAAACAUUUUUUACGUAGGGGAUGAAUUGUAUUCAUUUUUAAGAUUUUUAGGGAUUUAAUAUGAUCACUCUGUAGAUGUAGAUGAUUAGUUUUAGUGAAUGCUGGGAGGGUGUUGGAGGGAUUAAAAUGUAGUUUAUAGCAUUGUUGUGAGAAAAACAUCUGCAGAGGUGUGGCAAAUAGUAAAUGCUGCGUUUUGAACGAGCUUACCGAGUAUUUUGGAAAUAUCUCCUUUGAAACUGAGAGCGUUUCGUUAAAGCUUUUAUGAAAAAGAAGAAAAUCUUUUGCAAUUUUUAUUUCUGAAUGAAAUUAUUUCAGAAAAAUUUGUCAAAUUCUCAAGCUACAAUUUGUCACUCCAUUUAUGAUAAUUACAGACUGAUUUCAUAUUAAUCAUAGUUAUUAAAGAAGGAGUCUUGGAGGAUUCCAAAAACGCCUGACAGCGUUUUAUUUGAAGUCGAUUCUAUGCAUAUUUUUAUUUAAAAAGCACAAAAUGGAUGACAAAAAUAUUAGUUAAAAUUCAUAUUUUGUAUUGCUACAACUAAAUUAAGACGAUUCAAUCAUUGUUAGUUUUUAUAUCGUCAUAAUAUUCAUUAGCUACUGAGAUCACAAGAGUCUCAUCCACAUAAAUAUUUGACCAGUUCCUAAAAUACUCAGACUCACUAAUCAUUGUUUAUCAAAAAAGGAAUCUGCGUAUAUAAAAAAAAAAGAGUAAAUGGAAUAAGUGAUGGUUCAAUGAAUUCUCAACACAUAAAGACAAUGUGAUGCUACUAUAAGGAUGUACUAAUAAUAAUAAUACACAAAAAAAGAUUAAAAAUAUUUCCAACAAGCCUUGGAAACUAAGAAAAAAUG